AUGGAGGCCCUUAAUAUUUCUCAUUUCAUUCUUCUAUGUGCAAUCUGCCCAAAUUUUGUUGUGCUUUUCAGUGCCUUUCCAUGUUUUGCUUUCACUUCAUUUGUGUUUGGAGAUUCUCUAGUGGACGCAGGAAACAAUGACUACAUUUUUACACUCUCAAAGGCCGAUUCUCCUCCUUAUGGAAUAGAUUUCAAGCCUUCUGGUGGUCGACCAACUGGACGAUUCACAAAUGGUCGAACGAUAUCGGACAUUGUAGGUCAAGCUCUUGGUGCCAAGUCAUUUCCUCCACCUUAUCUAGCCCCAAACACUCAAGCAAACUCAAUCCUCAAAGGAAUUAAUUAUGCUUCUGGAGCCUCUGGAAUAUUGGAUGAAACAGGAGUUUUGUUUAUUGGAAGAGUCCCACUGCGUGAGCAAGUGAAUAAUUUUGAGGAAAGCAGAUAUGACAUGGUGAAAAUAAUGGGAGAGAAUAAAACAAAGGAAUUCUUAAAGAAGGCAAUCUUCUCGGUGACAAUUGGAUCCAAUGAUGUUCUCAACUAUUUCCAACCAACCAUACCAUUUUUUGGUGAUGACAAGGUCUCUCCUUCCAUGUUCCAAGAUUUCAUGGUCUCUAACUUGACCAUACAGCUUAAGCGACUGCACGAGCUGGGAGCUAGAAAGUUCGUUGUGGUAGGGAUUGGACCCAUAGGAUGCAUACCAUUUAUUCGUGCCAUCCAUUUGUUACCAAGUGGACAGUGUUUUGCUGAGGUGAAUGAAUUAAUCCAAGGCUACAACACGAAGCUUAAUGGAGUUUUGGAUCAACUUAACCAAGAGCUGGGUCCCGAAGCGAUCUUUGUCUAUGCAAACUCCUUUGAUAUCUUUACGAAGAUCAUAGUAAAUUAUCAUCAAUAUGGGUUUACGAAUGCAAAUGGACCAUGCUGUGGAGGGUACUUUCCGCCGUUUGUUUGCUUUAAGAGCCGCGAUGCAAGCAGAAGCUCUGCAUUGUGUGACGAUCGAUCGAAGUACGUGUUUUGGGAUGCAUAUCAUCCUACAGAAGCUGCUAAUAUGAUCAUAGCAGAGGGGUUACUUGAUGGAGAUGAAAGUAUUAGCUCUCCCAUUAACAUCCGUGAGCUCUACAACUAUAACUCCUAGUGUGAGACAUGGUGAAACUGGCCUACUGCAAAAUGGUAUUAAAAGAUUGUAAUGUAGGUAGUGAAUUGAAGUAAAAUAUUUAUGGAUGAUCCUAUU
This is a messenger RNA of Pyrus x bretschneideri (Chinese white pear), 1224 nucleotides long. Its product is annotated as GDSL esterase/lipase At5g41890. Gene Ontology annotation, molecular function: hydrolase activity, acting on ester bonds. The coding region runs from base 1 to 1128 and encodes 375 amino acids. The record is from RefSeq and is a predicted model, not a curated record. NCBI's taxonomy places the organism in Eukaryota, Viridiplantae, Streptophyta, Magnoliopsida, Rosales, Rosaceae. The transcript is spliced from 5 exons.